Molecule: messenger RNA, 234 nt
Organism: Westerdykella ornata
Lineage: Eukaryota; Fungi; Ascomycota; Dothideomycetes; Pleosporales; Sporormiaceae
Exons: 4
Coding region: 1-234 (77 amino acids)
Cellular component (GO): mitochondrion
Source: RefSeq, a predicted model, not a curated record
AUGGCGGGCAAAGGACACGGACCCAAUGUGGUCCGCUUGGACCCGGCGCUCAUGAAGUGGUACAAAAUGAACGCGAACCGAUACAAGUACUUCCGCUGGACGAAAUACACCGCGACCGUCUCCUUCAUCUACAUUGUUGCUGUUCCGGCGGCCGUAUUCGCUGGAGGAUGGUUCACUGAGGGCAAAUGGGACUUGCGGGGGAAGAGGAGGGGCGAUUUGCUCGUCGAGUACUAA